CUUGCAAUGGAGGCGGUGGAGAGAGAAUUGCAGUAGCAAUUACACAAGGACACUUUCUUUUGAAUAGGCUAAAGAAUACUGCUGAAAAAAAUGAAGCUUGAAAUUGAAAUAAUCUCCGAAGAAAUAAUAAAGCCAUCUUCUCCAACCCCUGAUCAUCUCCAUCAUUACAAUCUUUCCUUUCUUGAUCAAAUAUCUCCACCAGUAUACAACCCAUUCAUCCUCCUCUAUCCAACUGAUGGGGAGCUCAAAUCCAACAACCUUGAAAUAUACGAAGAACUCAAGCAAUCUCUAUCUCAGGUCUUAACCUAUUACUACCCUUUAGCAGGACGAAUUAAAGACAAUCAUUUCGUGGACUGCAACGACGAGGGUGCCCUUCUUUUGCAAGCACAAGUGUCCUCCAAGCUCUCUGAUGUUGUUGAUAAUCCAGAGCCCACUGAGUUCAAUAAGUUGCUUCCGUUCGAACUAGAUCAAGCUCAAGAGUUGCCAUUAGGCAUCCAAUUCAACAUCUUUAAGUGCGGUGGAAUUUGUCUCGGUUUGUGCCUCUCACACAAGAUUGCAGAUGCAUUUUCAGCCUUGACAUUUAUCAAAACUUGGGCUGCAAUUGCUCGUGGAGAAGCUGAUAUAGUUCGCCCUGAAUUUGUCUCAGAUACCCUUUUCCCUCCCAAGAAUAUAUCAGGGUUUAAUCCAUCUAUUGGUAUCACUAAACAAAAUAUUGUGACAAAAAGGUUCGUGUUCAGCUCCUCUUCAAUAGAGUCUCUGAGAGCAAGAUAUGCUACAAGCUUAGAGAAUGAGCGACCACCUUCACGUAUUGAAGCUUUAUCAGCUUUCAUAUGGAGCCGGUUCAUGGCUGCAACCACCGUAGAAUCAGGCCGACGAAAGAUAUACUUGAUGCUUCAUGCAGUGAACCUGCGUAAAAGGAUGAAUCCGCCAUUGUCAGAACACUCUUUUGGGAACUAUUAUCGUGUUGCAAUAACAAUUCCAUCCGUUCAUCCUUCUGGGGAAGAUGAUCUUGUCAACCAGAUGAGAGAUUCAAUAAGCAAGAUUGAUGAAGAGUAUGUGAAAAAACUUCAAAAAGGCGAUGAACACUUGGAUUUCAUAAAGGAAAGAGCGGAGAGCUUCAUGAGAGGUGAGAUUGCUACGCUUAACUUCACUAGUUUGUGCAGGUUUCCUUUAUAUGAAGCAGAUUUUGGGUGGAGCAAGCCUAUAUGGGUAGGGGCACCCAGCUUAACCUUCAAGGAUCUGGUUGUUUUCAUGGACACUGCCUCUGGGGAUGGAAUAGAGGCACUGAUACACUUGAAGGAGGAAGACAUGGCAAAACUCAAAGAGGAUCAAGAGUUGCUUCGAUUUACAUGCAGUCAUUUAUCACAGUAAUUUCACAUGGAUCAGGGAGUAUACAAGACUACUCAACUUAUGAAUAAAUGUUAUAUCACCGAUUGUAAGUCUUAUAUUUAAAUUUAAAUUAAUAAAAUUUUAUGAAUGAAUACACAUAACCUCCUUUGUUAGGGUUUAAUCA
Molecule: messenger RNA, 1513 nt
Organism: Manihot esculenta (cassava)
Lineage: Eukaryota; Viridiplantae; Streptophyta; Magnoliopsida; Malpighiales; Euphorbiaceae
Product: stemmadenine O-acetyltransferase
Exons: 1
Coding region: 91-1371 (426 amino acids)
Source: RefSeq, a predicted model, not a curated record